AUGGCGUAUAAUAAUUUAAAACUUUGUUUGUUAAUAUUUUGUUUAGCAGCAGUUGCUUCCGGCCAACACACACCAACGAUCUCCCAUAUCACUCAAGCGCAGAUCAGGGAUAUAGGCGGAUCGGUUGACUUGGAGUGCUCAGUAAAAUAUGCUCAAGACUAUCCAGUGCUAUGGAUGAAAUAUGACAAAGUAAACACCACAGAAGCUUUCGUGCUGUCGUCUUACUCUACUCUUAUUAUCAGAGAUUCAAGAUUCUCCAUUAGGUUCGAUGCUGCAUCAGCCACAUACACGCUUUCGAUAAAGGAUAUUCAAGAAAUUGACGCGGGCUGGUACCAAUGCCAAGUGCUCCUGUCGGUGAGCAACAGGAUCACCGCGGAAGUAGAGCUUCAAGUUCGACGUCCCCCGAUUAUAUCUGACAACUCGACGCGUUCACCCGUGGUCAACGAGGGAGGGACUUCCGGCCUACGCACACCAACGAUCUCUCAUAUCACUCAAGAGCAGAUAAGGGAUAUAGGUGGAUCGGUUGACUUGGAUUGCUCAGUACACCAUGCCCAAGAUUAUCCAGUGCUAUGGAUGAAAUAUGACAAACUAAACACCAAAGAGGCAUUAAUACUGUCGUCUAACUCUGCUCUUAUUAUCAGAGAUUCAAGAUUAUCCACAAAGUUUGAUGCUGAAUCAUCCACAUACACGCUUUCGAUAAAGGAUGUCCAAGAAACUGACGCGGGCUGGUACCAAUGCCAAGUGCUCCUAUCGGUGAGCAACAAGAUCACCGCGGAAGUGGAGCUGCAAGUACGACGUCCCCCGAUUAUUUCUGACAACUCGACGCGUUCAGUCACGGUCAGCGAGGGAGGGAGUGUACAGAUGGAGUGUUACGCUGAUGGAUUCCCAUCACCGAAGAUUUCUUGGCGCCGAGAGAACAAUGCUAUUCUGCCCGUAGGAGGAUCUAUUUACUGGGGUAACAUACUAAAGCUGAACUCUGUUCACAAAGAAGACCGCGGUACGUACUACUGUGUGGCAGAGAACGGAGAGACCAAGAGGGCCCUCAGGAAAAUCAGUCUUCAGGUCGAGUUUGCGCCCGUUGUCACCGUAGAACGUCCACGCUUGGGACAGGCGCUGCAAUACGAUAUGUAUCUGGAGUGUCGUGUCGAAGCGUAUCCACUUCCUGCUAUAUCUUGGUUUAAGGAUGAAGCUCAGUUGUCAAAUAAUCAGCAUUACAGUAUAUCCCACUUCUCGACUGCGGACGAAGUUAUCUACUCGACUCUACGCGUUCUCACAAUCGAGAAGGAUCAGUAUGGCCUGUUUACGUGCAGGGCACAGAACAAACUUGGCUAUGCCGAGGGCCAGGUCGAGCUAUUUGAGACGAUAACCCCGGUGUGUCCGCCGGCCUGCGGGCAGUUGACCUACCACAUCAGCGCCGCUCCCGCCAGAAUCGAACACCUCCACCACCACCUCGCCUCUUUGCUUGCAUGCGCACUCUUCCUCAUAACCAGAAUAUUCAAUACCGGAUAUUAA
Parnassius apollo (apollo) is the source of this 1512-nucleotide messenger RNA. Lineage: Eukaryota; Metazoa; Arthropoda; Insecta; Lepidoptera; Papilionidae. The record is from the annotation of a GenBank genome assembly.